This is a messenger RNA of Mizuhopecten yessoensis (Yesso scallop), 309 nucleotides long. Its product is annotated as coiled-coil domain-containing protein 151-like. The transcript has 2 exons. Gene Ontology annotation, biological process: cilium movement; outer dynein arm assembly. The annotation marks the transcript as partial. The record is from RefSeq and is a predicted model, not a curated record. Gene Ontology annotation, cellular component: cilium. Lineage: Eukaryota; Metazoa; Mollusca; Bivalvia; Pectinida; Pectinidae.
CAGAGGAUGCUGGAGGAGUUCCAGGGCCAGCUACAGAAGGAGCAGGGUAGACAGGAAGAGACGGAGGAGACACUCCACAGGAAUAGCACCAUCAUGGUGUCCGUGAAGGCUGGAGUGGAACACCUCACUGACAAACUACACCAUCUAAAAGCUAAUAAGGGACAUGUUCCAACAGCUCAGAUUGCUCCAACGUCGGACGAGUAUGUCCUGGACCAGUUGUCUUUGUGUGAGGAGAAGCUGCUCAAACUUCUGGAAGAACUGGAUGGCAAGGAAAUCAACGAGAUCUCUAAACAGAUGGAGGAGGAGGAG